Messenger RNA from Lizanozyma spartinae, 1590 nucleotides. RefSeq lists its product as uncharacterized. The record is from RefSeq and is a predicted model, not a curated record. NCBI's taxonomy places the organism in Eukaryota, Fungi, Ascomycota, Pichiomycetes, Serinales, Debaryomycetaceae. The coding region runs from base 1 to 1590 and encodes 529 amino acids. The transcript has a single exon. Gene Ontology annotation, molecular function: heme binding; oxidoreductase activity, acting on paired donors, with incorporation or reduction of molecular oxygen; iron ion binding.
AUGCCUUCUUGGAUCAAUGCCUUGCAAUUCGUUAUACUUGCUAUCCUAUUAUGGUUCAUAGCCGAUACACUUGGAUUCCGAAAGAUUAAGGGGAUCCCGUCUAUUCCCGGGUACCCGGUGGUCGGUAAUCUCUUACAAAUCUUAGACAACCCAUCACUAAAAUACACUGAAUGGAGUAACAAAUAUAAGACUUCCAUCUUCCAAAUCAGAUUAGGAAAUACCAGGGCGGUUAUUGUUAAUGAUUAUCACGAUAUUGAAGUACUAUGGUGUAAAAAUAAAAAUAUAGCCGCCAAUAAUUCCAGACCCUUAGGAUAUACUUUCCAUGAUAUAGUGUCAUCAACUCAAGGCUUAACUGUCGGGUCUUCACCUUUCAAUGAAUCGUAUGUAAGGAAGAAAAAGGCCAUAUCUUCAGUGUUAAACCAAUCUAAAGUCCAUUUAAAAUCUUCAACUAUUGGAAGUCAUGUGAAUGAUAUGUUCAAACAAUUCAUCGCCAGUCAACCUCCAAGUCAUUUCAUGUCCAAGUCUAAUCUUAGUGCAAUUCCCGAUAUAAAUAUGAUGCCAUAUGUCCAAAACAUGAUAUUGGGUUUAUCAAUAUGUUUGAUAUAUGGCUUGAAUGUGGAUAAAGCAUUAGAGGGCAACGAUCAUACCAUUGAUAUCACCCGGACCGAAAAUGAAAUCCUUCAUUUAAGGUCUCCCUUCACCAAUCUCAAAGACUAUAUUCCAAUUCUAAGAUUCAUAUCGAGUAGCUCAAAGCAAAAAACCCUAAGAUCUGUUCGGGAUCAAUAUAUGAACAAAUUCUGGAACACCAUGGUCCAAGAAAUCGACUUGGGGAACCCCACUGUAAUCGCAAGUAUCAUGGGACAAUUAUAUUUGGGUAUGGUAAAUGGUUCCAAUGAGUUAAAUAUUCCUGAGUUGAAAAGUAUUUGUUUGUCAAUGGUUUCAGCGGGAUUAGACAACACUCCUCUAAAUUAUAAUCAUUUAAUGGGUCAUUUAUCUCAGCUUGCUACCGGGGAGGUCAUCCAAAAAAAGGCCUAUAAUGCCUUAAUGGAAUUAUAUGACAACGAUCUUCAAUUGGCUUGGAACUCGGUCGAAUCAGAAUCAACUUGUCCUUAUAUCAUUGCAUUGAUCCAAGAAACCUUAAGAAUCUUUACCGUUCUUCCAUUGGCUCUUCCAAGAUGUUUAUCAAAAGAUAUCAUACACAAAGGUGUCUUGAUUCCAAAAGGCACAGUCCUAAUAAUGAAUGCUUAUCAAGCCAAUCAUGAUAGUCAAGUGUUUCAAUCUCCAACAGAAUUCUUUCCUGAAAGAUGGCUAAAUUCUAAGCAAUUGAAUCAUUUCAGCUUUGGAGCUGGGGCAAGGAUGUGUUCAGGAAACCUUUUGGCUUGUAAGCAAUUAUAUGUUUUAAUUGCUAAAACCAUCUUAAUGUUCCACAUCAAACCUCCUAUGGAUCCAAAUUAUCAAAUGAAGCUUUCUCCAUUUGAAAUGAAUGGAAAUCCAAGUGCAACUUGUUUCGAACCAAAAUUAUUCAAAGUUCGUUUAGAACCUCGUUGCACUCCAGCUCAUGAAUGUUUAUACUAUAACCUUUUCAGUUAG